GUUAUUGGAGCAUGCAGAGUUCCUUUCACUGCAACUAAAGAAAAUCCGUCAUACAGUAACGCACAUUGUACGUUGACACAAUACAGUCAGGCAAGUGUUGUUCUCUUGGCAACCGCUAAAUCCAAACUCACUGGUUUGAUCUCCAUCAGAGAGACAUGAUCUGCCACUCCAGAUAACGCGUCUCCAUUGCUUUAGAUCAGUCUGCUUUACACCAUAGCAUUUGCUUUGCAUUUAACUUGGCAAUGUAACACUUAGAUGAAACUUCUCAUUUCAUAAAGCUCUCUACCCGCCUCCAAGAUCUAAAGACGACAUCUUAUCAUGGUACCACUCUGGAAUUCUCCUUUUUCUCACUAAUGUCUCUCAUGCUGAAUUUUAAACACCUGUGGCUAAGGAAGUGCUAGGAACACCUGGAUUCAGAGAUCUGGAGGGGCGAUCGUCCUUGUUUCAUUUGUUCAUGAUUGCUUUGCUUCAACUAUUGGUCGCCCUGUUGCCUUCCAAGAAGAGGCUUCAUCCAAAUAGACUCCAUCUCCUCAGGGACAUUAUGACCAAAAAUAUGCAAUCCACCCAAAAAGGAACAUAUUAUGACUGACCGGUCCAAGCAAGAAAAAUCUCGAACAAUGUACACCUCCCACCUCGCUCGCAUUAGUCUUAUCUGACUUCUCUCAGCUCUGCUGUGCAAACGGACUCCACAUCCUUUUGACUGUAGCCAUGAGCAUGAAAGCCCUUCUGCUGUUUCUCACCGCAUGUGUGGUCAGUGGAGGACGUCUUCCCACUGCCGUCUGGCAGUUUGGGGAGAUGAUCAGUUGUGCCCAGCCAGGUGUUAAUCCUCUGGCUUACAACGAAUACGGCUGCUGGUGCGGACUGGGUGGAUCUGGAACGCCGGUGGAUGACGUGGACCGAUGCUGUGAAGCCCAUGAUAAAUGCUACCAAAACAGCAGAAAGAUUCCUGGAUGCGAGGGUGUUUUUGACCUUCCCUACAUUAUCAUUUAUGGCUUCAGCUGCUCAAACAGACAGGUGUACUGCUCAGCAGCCAAUGAUAAGUGUGAGGCUGCGGUCUGCGAGUGCGACCGUGUGGCAGCUCACUGCUUUGCUCGGUACACAUACAACCCUGACAACAAGCACCUGGAUCCUCAGCUUUGUGUCAGCUGAGUCACAGCACACACAAGAGUAUGACACGCGCAACACAGCCGACCUCCAAAUCUGAUGUGUUUCUGGUUAGUGAACGUAAAAUAAAAGAUGUUUGAUCUGC
Poecilia reticulata (guppy) is the source of this 1249-nucleotide messenger RNA. Its product is annotated as phospholipase A2-like. Gene Ontology annotation, molecular function: calcium ion binding; phospholipid binding. Gene Ontology annotation, biological process: phospholipid metabolic process; lipid catabolic process; arachidonate secretion. Lineage: Eukaryota; Metazoa; Chordata; Actinopteri; Cyprinodontiformes; Poeciliidae. The record is from RefSeq and is a predicted model, not a curated record.